GGGACUAGAAUGUUCAUUUUUAACAAGAACCCCAGGUGCUUCGAGGUUUGUUUUCCUCUUUAGGAAAUGUGGCUUAAUAAUUACAUGCUCAGUCUUGGAGUUAGACCCAGAGAAAUUUGUGUCCAAACUCCACCACGUAAGAGCUGUGGAACUUAGUGAUGUCACCUUUCCACAUCUGGGUCUCUACACCUGCAAAGCGAGUGGCGCUCAUAAUACCUACCCAGAAACUCAUGGCAUUCAAUGGAUACUGUAUUUACAACAGGCAGGACGAUGCCUGGCAUGUAUCUAAUAAUGGCAGCUCCUAGCUGAAUGCACUGCCCCCCACUCAGGCAUGCCCACUUUAUGGACGAGAUGUCCCUCCCAUCCUCUCCUAACUCUGUGCUUCCCUCCUCCAUAGCCUACCCACUCUGUGAUCAUCAUCUGCAUGUUAGUCUGUGUUCUCAGCUGGACUGAGGAUGGAAACUGGAUAUUGUGCACUCCCACAUCUCUUUGCCUCACACACCCAGUACAGGGGCUCAGUACUCAUCAUUCUUCAGGAACGGAACUUAAGUUGAUCACCUGAGUUUCUCCUUAUGGAGUGAAACUCUUCACAUAAUAGUACCUCAGGCUCUUGUAUAGCAAGGAAUGGGCAAAUGCAAAGUGAGUACAGCACUGUUCUAACACUCUUCCCUUUAAAGUCUGUCACAGAAAGCUUUGCCAGAGUGAUCCAUGGCUUGACAGUGGAACACCUGACAGACCACGUCAUUCAGAGAAGCAAGAGAAUGAUUCUGGAUACUCUGGGUGUCGGCUUCCUGGGAACCAAUACAGAAGUGUUUCACAAAGCCAGUGAAUAUAGUAAGAUCUACAGUUCCAAUGUGGCCAGCACUGUUUGGGGUCAGCCAGACUUAAGGCUCCCGCCGACAUAUGCUGCUUUUGUGAACGGUGUGGCUAUUCACUCAAUGGAUUUUGAUGAUACAUGGCAUCCUGCCACCCACCCUUCUGGAGCGGUCCUUCCUGUCCUGCUGGCUUUAUCAGAAGCUCUGCCUCCAAGUCCAAAGUGUUCUGGCCUUGAUCUGCUCUUAGCUUUCAAUGUUGGGAUUGAAGUGCAAGGCCAAUUACUGCGUUUCUCCAAGGAAGCCAAUGACAUACCAAAGAGAUUCCAUCCACCCUCAGUGGUAGGAACCUUGGGUAGUGCUGCUGCUACAUCCAAGUUUUUGGGGCUCAGCAUGACAAAGUGCCGAGAGGCCCUGGCUAUUGCUGUUUCUCAUGCCGGGGCACCCAUAGCAAACGCUGCCACUCAGACCAAGCCUCUUCAUAUCGGCAAUGCUGCCAGGCAUGGGAUGGAAGCCGCUUUUCUGGCAAUGCUGGGUCUCCAAGGAAACAGACAAAUCUUGGACAUGCAGACAGGGUUUGGGGCCUUCUAUGCCAACUAUUCCCCAAAAGUUCUUCCAAACCUAGAUUCCCACGCUUGGCUGCUGGACCAGCAGGAUGUGGCCUUCAAGCGGUUCCCUGCACAUUUGGCCACCCACUGGGUGGCAGACGCAGCUGCAUCUGUGAGAAAGCACCUUGUAACAGACAGAGCCCUGCUUCCCAUUGACCGCAUUGCAAGAAUUGUGCUCAGAAUUCCAGAUGUGCAGUAUGUAAACAGGCCCUUCCCAGACUCGGAGCAUGAGGCUCGUCAUUCCUUCCAGUUUGUGGCCUGUGCCACACUGCUUGAUGGCGGCAUCACUGUCCCAUCAUUCCACAAAUGCCAGAUCAACAGGCCACAGGUGAGGGAGUUGCUCAGUAAGGUGGAGCUGGAGCACCCUCAAGACAACCUGCCAAGCUUCAACACACUAUAUUGUGAGAUAAGUGUCACUCUCAAUGAUGGAGCCACCUUCACAGAGCGCUCUGAUACCUUCUAUGGCCAUUGGAGGAAGCCAUUGAGCCAGGAGGACCUACGGGAGAAGUUCAGAGCCAAUGCUUCCAACGUGCUGUCCUGUGAUACAGUAGAAAGACUUACAGAGAUAGUAGAGAAUCUAGAAGACCUAGAAGACUGUUCUGUCCUAACCACUCUUCUGAAAGGACCGUCUUCACCGGAGAUGGUUUCAAAAUCCAUCUAGCAUCUAAUAAUUUCAUCAGACAGUUUCUCCUGAGGCUUACCAACAUCUAAGUGACUUUAUAUUGGGGAAAAAUCAGUGAUUUGCUUUAUAGAGCAAGGGUUUACUAUCGCUCUGCCCAGGAACAAAUGAAGCAAUGUGGAGAGAGUCCAGAAACAGAAUUGGAUGUUUAUGGAAGGAGUCUUUUCCUAUAAAUUCUGCAAGACAGUUCCAAUUACCUGAAGAAAAAUAAUAAAUAUGCAAGAAACACAGAGAAAUUGAUUUUAUAAGUAUUCAUAAGGCUGAAAUUCAAGUCACCUCUGAUUUGCUUGUAAGGUUAAUCUUUACAGAGGAGUUCUUUAUGAACUUCAUGAACCUUAAGAUGUGGGAGGAAUUUGAACCUACAUGUAAGUUUGCUGACAGUCGACAAGGGCUCUGGCCUAUUGUGCCACCAACGUGUUUCUUGGACCAUGGUUUUUUACAAGCCCCCCACAGUAGAGGGGGUGCUAUUGGGUUUAAAUAUAAGGAAUUAGUGGGUACAAAUCCUGCCCCUACAACUUACUAGAUAUGACCCUAAGCGUGUUACUGGGUAGCCCUCUGCCUCGGUUUAAAGCAGAAAUAAAAAGCGGUAUAAAAAGUAAAACAGUUUGGCUCUGGAAGCCAUGCUGCUAACCACUACAAUAUACUGCGUUUUGUUACAAAAAAAUUUUUGAGAAAAAUAUGGACGAAGAGUUUGACAUGUAAUAAAGAACGACAGCAAAAAAUAUGUGGGUAAUUAAAUAACUAUUGACUUUGUAAAAUAAUAAAAAUGUCUUAUGGGGUUAAAAAUUGCAACUUUAGCAAUACAUAUAAGCAGGGAGUUACUAUAAUUAAUGUGCUCUAAAUUCUUUAUGUCAUUCAAGAGAAGGGCAAAGCUAUUAACUGUAGACUUCGAUUUGUAAGUAUGCAUGUUGACAUUUCCAGGGUAACCAUUAUAAGACAACAGUAGAAUAUACCACUUCCAGGUUAACAGAGAGAGAAAUAUGGAAUUAGGAAAAAGAAAAUAAACCAAAGGAAGGCAAGAAAGGAGGAGGAAAAGAAAUAUAAGAAAGGUAGAACAUAUAGAAUAUAAAAUGAUAGGAAAAAAUCCAAAUAUAUCUGUAAUUACAAGAAGAAUAAAUGGACUAAAUAGUUCAGUUAAAAAAUACAGAGACUAUGUAUACGUAAAAAACAAUCUUUAACAAGUUUAUUAGCAUCUAAUUUACAAACCAUUAACUCAUCUAUCUUUUGUCCAAUUCAAUGAGUUUUAGUAAAUUUAUAGAGUUGUACAAACAUCAUCACCAUCCAGUUUUGGAGAACUUCUCUUCAUUUUUUUAAAAGAUUUUAUUUUUAUGUUUUAAAAAUUUAUUUUUAAGUAAUCUUAGGUAAUCAAACCCAUAACUCUGAGAUCAAGAGUCACGUGCUCUACCGACUAAGUGAGCCAGGAGCCCCGGGAGUACUUCUAUCAUGCCAAAAACAGAGAAACAAAUAAAACCCUCAUGCUGGUCUGCAAUCAAUCCCUAUUCCCACCUCCAGCCUUAGCAACCAAUGAUCCAUUUUCUAUCU
Messenger RNA from Panthera uncia (snow leopard), 3641 nucleotides. RefSeq names its product aconitate decarboxylase 1 (gene ACOD1). The record is from RefSeq and is a predicted model, not a curated record. The coding region runs from base 633 to 2081 and encodes 482 amino acids. Gene Ontology annotation, molecular function: lyase activity. The transcript is spliced from 4 exons. Lineage: Eukaryota; Metazoa; Chordata; Mammalia; Carnivora; Felidae.